AUGUCCCACUUUGACCGCCCCUACUACGACGACGGCUACAACGACUGGGUCUACGGCGAAGCCUUCACCGGCGACGCCAGCUCCCUGAUGGGCGCUCCCCCCCGCCCGGGAACCUUCGACGCCGAAAUGGCUCGCUCCCUCACCCCGCCCGGCAGACGCUCCUGGUACAUGUCCGACUCCGACUACGAUCCCGGUAUGAACGACUACUGGCACGAUACCCUGCUCAACGACGGCCUACUCUCCUCCCUCGCUGCAGAACGCGGCAUCGAACUCCAAGACCGCCAAAUAGACUACGAUGAGUUUUUCGGCCAGUACCCGGACCGUUUCAAUUACGGAGGUGGUCUACACGGCUCCUACGAUGAUGAUUUCCGGGAGCGAGGGUCCUUGUUGAUGGAGGGGUUGCCGGGGGGUAUGAGGCCCACGGCGCGGGAGGAGAUGCCUGGGUUGCGACAUGGUGGGGGGUUGGAUUUCCCGCAGAGGGUCGAGGAGGUGGAGAGGGGUUGGUCGGGGUGGAAUGAUAGUAUGCCGACUGGUGCGGUGGGGUAUGUGGGACGAUAUGAGCCGAGGGGGUGGGGACAUCAGGGGCCGAGGAUGUAUCCGGGUGAAUUAGUCGACGACGACUUCAUCCGUAACCGGGAGGCUGAUGCGGAAUGGGAUCCUCCAGACUUUGAUGAGUGGGAUUAUGGGGAUGGGGAUCGGUUGCAUUUUGGGGGUGCGAAUGCUUGGAGGUUUGAUCCACCUUCUCCUUCACCUAUCAAGCACAUCCUCAACUCCGUCCUCAUCAUGACAGGCUAUGGUGGUGGAUUCGGUGGCGGUGGCUACGGCGGCUCGGGCUACGGCAUGCCGAUGUACGACGACGGCUUCAUCGACGAAGAAGAAGACGAUAUGCUUGGCGGCCAAAACAUGUUCGGCCCCCAAGCCCUCACACCGCGCAGCAUGACACUUUACUCAGAGUCCAGAGGAGAUGAGCCUCCGUUGAGUAACAACUUCUUCGACCAACUCCAACCAUCCGAUAACGAUCCCUUCGACGGUAUGCCACCGCCUCCCGCCCGAGAAUGGUUAGGAAUGCACCAAGGCUCUGACUACGGCGGUCUCCAGGGGGCCUACGACGGCAACUUCAACCAACGACCCUCCCUUCUGGACCAGGGCUUUGCAGAUCCCUGGUUCCGCCCCAAUCCCGCGUCCAGUAUGGGAGCGAUCCGCGGUGGUCCGAGUCUAGAUUUCGCCCAGCAGAGGGAUUAUACUGGUCAUUUCACGGGUUAUAAUGAUUCGAUGCCUUGGGGAGCUAUUGGGUAUGUGGGGAGGGAUGAGCAUCGAGGUUGGGGGCAGCCUGGGGGGCCGAGGAUGUAUCCUGGGGAGAUCGUGGACAAUGAUUUUAUCAUGAGGAGGGAGCAGGAUCGGGAUUGGGAGCCGCCGGGCUUCUUUGAUGGACCGCAGUGGGGUGAUAGAUUGCAUCCGUGGUGGUAG
Recurvomyces mirabilis is the source of this 1467-nucleotide messenger RNA. RefSeq lists its product as uncharacterized. Lineage: Eukaryota; Fungi; Ascomycota; Dothideomycetes; Mycosphaerellales; Teratosphaeriaceae. The coding region runs from base 1 to 1467 and encodes 488 amino acids. The transcript has 3 exons. The record is from RefSeq and is a predicted model, not a curated record.